AUGCCUCGCAUUGUUGCGUACAAAGGCACCGUCGUACACUCCGUCGCGCUCGGCCACGUCCAAGUGUUCCGACCUGGUCUCAUUGGUGUUGACAAUGCAACGGGGAAAAUCGUGUUCGUUCAAGAUGGAAGCGACUUGCACGGAAGCAGCUUGGAGCCAUUUGAUGCCUGUGUGGAUUUCGGCGACCAGUUGUUACUUCCGGGGUUCGUUGACGGUCACGCCCAUGCACCGCAGUACGCGUUUCUCGGGGUCGGGAUGCACUUGCCGUUACUUCAGUGGCUCGAAACAUUUACGUUUCCCCAUGAAAUCAAGUUUGAAAAUCGCGAGUACGCACGGGAAGUGUACGACCAAGCUGUACGACGGCAUUUGAACAAUGGUACGACCACGUGCUCGUACUUCGCGACCGUACACCUGGAGGCCUGCAAAGAGCUUGUUGACGUCUUGGAACAAGUUGGCCAACGUGCUUUUGUGGGGAAAGUCAAUAUGGACCGCAACGCCCCGUGCGCGUUGCUCGAAGACACUGACACGUCAAUCUCCGACACGAAGGCGUUUGUCGCGUACGUACAAAACAAGCACAACGAGUUACUGACGCCCGUGAUUACACCACGAUUUGUUCCGAGCUGUUCGACCAGACUGAUGCAGGGCCUCGCGGACAUUUCACGAGCACAUUCACCCAAGUUGCCUGUGCAAUCGCAUCUCGGUGAGAACCGCCAGGAGAUCAAGUGGGUCGAGCAAUUGCAUCCAGAAUGCAAGUCGUACACGGAUGUGUACGAUGAAUAUGGACUGCUGCACGAACGGUCGUACAUGGCGCACUGCAUAUGGUGCAGCAAGAGCGAGCGCGAGCUCCUUCGUGACAACCGCACGGCAGUGAUCCACUGUCCGAAUUCCAACUUCUCGCUCUCGAGCGGUGUGCUGAAUGUCCGUCGACUGCUGCAAGAGGGAAUUAAAGUGGGACUGGGCACAGACGUGUCAGGCGGCUAUUCGUCGUCCAUGUUGGACGCCAUUCGUCAGGCUGUUAUUGCAUCCAAGAUGGUCUCGAUUGGCAAUGGCAGUGCUAGUGAAGAGCAGAGUUUGGAGGCUUUACAGGAGGAAACAGCAGCAGCGCUGUCGUAUGCUGAAGCUUUUCAUCUCGCAACCGUUGGUAGCGCUGAAGCACUCGGACUUGGCGAUACGGUUGGCAACUUUAUGAUCGGCAAGGACUUUGAUGCGCUCGUGGUGGAUCCUUACUGUGCAAAUAGCCCCAUGGACAAGCCGUUCGACCCCGUCGAGGCCGCAGACGUUUUCCACACGUUUCAGAAGUUCCUUUUCCUCGGUGAUGACCGCAACAUCGUUUCCGUCUUUGUGAAGGGGCGGCAAGUCAAGGGUGUGUUACCUGAGCUUCGUGCGACGAAGGUCGACGACGUCACCAGCUCCUUAUAA
Molecule: messenger RNA, 1419 nt
Organism: Peronospora matthiolae
Lineage: Eukaryota; Oomycota; Peronosporomycetes; Peronosporales; Peronosporaceae
Source: the annotation of a GenBank genome assembly